Molecule: messenger RNA, 2067 nt
Organism: Thecamonas trahens ATCC 50062
Lineage: Eukaryota; Apusomonadida; Apusomonadidae
Product: POLK protein
Exons: 1
Coding region: 70-1809 (579 amino acids)
Biological process (GO): error-prone translesion synthesis
Cellular component (GO): nucleus
Molecular function (GO): damaged DNA binding; DNA-directed DNA polymerase activity
Source: RefSeq, a predicted model, not a curated record
AGAAAGCGGAAGUUAGGAAGACGCACCCACACACCCUGCCGCCGCACCCACCCUUCACGCAGCUACGGCAUGGCAAGUCGGAGCGGGAGCGGGAGCGGGAGUGGGAGCGGGAGCAGGAAAGGGGAAGACAACGACGACGACGGAACGGGCGCGUCGGGGGUCGGCGCGGCGCUUGCGGGGCGGAUGGCGCUCAACACAAACAAGGCUGGGAUGGGCAAGGUCGAUGCUGAGGCGGUCAACAAGAUCAUUAUGUCUAUGUCCGAGGGCUCGCGGUAUCUAGAGGCUGAGAAGGAGCGGCACGCCCGGACGGCAGUGCGCAUUGCCGACAUGAAGGCGCGGGCGAGCAAGAUCGGAGCGGUGCAGCGGGCCGGCAUGGCGCGCAAGGCAGCAGUCAUGCUAGAGGCGCUGGAGGCUGAGCGCGAGCUGGGCACGACCAUGGUUCUUGUCGACAUGGACAUGUUCUACGCCGCCAUCGAGGAGCGCGACAACCCAGAGCUCCGCGGCAAGCCGAUGGCGGUCGGCGGCAUGUCGAUGAUCUCCACCUCCAACUACGUGGCGCGCCAGUAUGGCGUCCGCGCGGCCAUGCCGGGCUACAUCGGCAAGGCGCUUUGUCCAGAGCUGAUUCUGGUCAAGUCGCACUUUGACAAGUACAAGGCCGCCGCCGCCACCAUCCGCGGCAUCCUCGCCGAGUAUGACGAGCACGUCCAGGCCGUCUCGCUCGACGAAGCGUACGUAGACAUCACCGCCCGCGUGAAGGCGGUCAUGGAUGCCACAGGCAGUAGCCACGAGAUCGCAGCAGGUGGCGUUGUUGCCGAGAUGCGGCAGAGGAUUUUCGACGCGACACACCUGACGGCGUCAGCAGGCACCGGGCCCAACAAGCUGGUGGCCAAGAUCGCGGCCGACAUGAACAAGCCCAAUGGGCAGACGUAUGUGGCACCAGACCGCGAUGCUGUGCUCUCAUUUAUGGCGCGGCUCCCGGUCCGCAAAGUACCCGGCAUCGGCAAGGUCACGGCCCAAGUGCUUGACGCGCUUGGUGUGCGGACGUGUGCGGACGUGCUCGGCGAGCGCCGCGGCGAGCUCCUGCUCUUGUUCUCGGCCAAGUCGUCGCGGUUCUUCUUUCGCGCUGCGCUUGGCCUCGGCUCGGGCUCGUCAACUACCACAGACGUUGUUCGCGUCCGCAAGUCAAUCGGCCACGAGCGAACCUUUGGCGCAGUCUCAGCCCGCAACCAGCUCGUGGCCAAGCUCUCGUCGCUGGCCGGCAUGGUUGUCCGCGACAUGCAGGCCAAGAGCCUCAAAGGUGCGACGGUGGUACUCAAGCUCAAGACUACGGCGUUCAAGGUCAUCUCGCGGUCGACAACGCUCCGUGCGCCGACCGACGCCUUUGACGAUGUCUACGGCGCUGCUGUCGCCAUGCUCCACGAAGAGCUCCCGCUCACGCUUCGCCUCAUGGGCAUUCGCAUGACUGGUCUUGUCGACGCCCGCUCGGCCUCACUUCGCGACCACCUUGUCCGCGCUUCCGCCGCUCCGCUUCUCCCGCCGCUCGACUGCCCAGUCUGCUCUGCGCAGCUGCGGAUCUCGACCGCUGCCAUGAGCGCGCACGUCGAGGCAUGUCUCGAGGGUGUCACCGAGGACGCAGCCGCCAAGGCUGCUGCUGGCUCAGCUAAGGCCGGGCCUGCGGCCACGCUUGACACCUUUUUCGCGCACGCGCCUUUGCCACAUCGAGCAUCACGCGCCCGACGGCGAAAGAAGCCGCGGCGGCAGAGGAAGCAGGGCGCAAGCGCGGCUGGACAAGUCAUUGUGCUCGACUGAGUGCGGCGCUGCGUUCGCUCAAUAGCGGUAGCGGGUCGAGUAGUCGAUAGGCGAGACGGCAAGGCCCUUGCCCUGUGUAGCGGCCACGUAGACGGCCUCGAUGAUGGAGAUGAGAUCGUCCUCGUCCUCGAUGAGAAAGUUGAUCUUGUUGUUGUUGCCCGACGAGACGUCGACGAGGAUGUGGCGGUUGCGGUAGAAGAACAUGAUGGUGCACGAGUCAACGAGCUCGUACAUGACGGUAAACUCGGGAACCUCAGA